Galdieria sulphuraria is the source of this 1421-nucleotide messenger RNA. Its product is annotated as transducin family protein / WD-40 repeat family protein. Bases 10 to 1365 code for a protein of 451 amino acids. Gene Ontology annotation, molecular function: protein binding. NCBI's taxonomy places the organism in Eukaryota, Rhodophyta, Bangiophyceae, Galdieriales, Galdieriaceae. Gene Ontology annotation, cellular component: precatalytic spliceosome. The transcript has 5 exons. Gene Ontology annotation, biological process: mRNA splicing, via spliceosome. The record is from RefSeq and is a predicted model, not a curated record.
GAGAAAGUGAUGUCGAUACAAAUAGCUGCUUCUGAUGUGAUCAAGCUGAUACUUCAGUUUUUGAAAGAAAAUGGUUUGACAGAAUCUUUUCAAGUACUUCAAAACGAAACAGGUGUCACAUAUAACGCGCCAAAAGUACCUACCAGUCAACUUGUGUCUGCUUUGCUUGAAGGAAACUGGAAAGAGCUGUUACUUUAUUUAUCAGGACUUGAGCUAUCACCAUCCUUUUUGAUGGAUUUGUUUGAACAUAUUACUUUGGAGUUGGCUCUGGAUGGAGAUUAUCAUUCUGCCAAAUUGAUGAUAGAAAAGUCCUUUCCUUUGGAAAAUUUAUUGAGGAAUAAUGAACCUGAUAGAUAUGUAAGACUGGAACGAACGAUACUUUUGUUGGAGAGUGGUGCACGGGAAGUGGAUUCUUUUCCUUUGAAUACUUUGGAACGACGUCAACAGUUGAGUCGACGCUUGUUGGAAGAACAAGUACCUCCUAUACCUUCAGGACAAUUGCUUGGAUUGAUUGGUCAAGCCAUGAAAUACCAAUAUACUCAAGGUUUGAUAUCUCCUGGAAUAGAGUUUGAUUUGUUUCGAGGUCAACCGCAUACAAGUUGUAUGAAAAGAAGAGAUGAGCGGGAACUUUGUCAGUUUGAUUGUAUUCAAAGGAUACAAACAGAUUCGGGUACGAAUAUUCCAUGCGGUAUGUUUUCAAAGGAUGGUCAGUCAUUUGUUACUGGAAGUUUGGAUGGGUUUAUUGAAGUUUGGGACUUUCUUUCGGGAAAGUUGCGUUUGGACUUGAGUUAUCAAGUAACUGAGGAGUUUAUGAUGCAUGAAACGAGUAUUUGUUGUUUAGAAUUUUCUGAGAAUAGUCAACUUUUGGCUUCAGGUAGCAUAGAUGGACAAGUGAUUGUGUGGAAUUUUCAACAAGGGAAGAUUAUUCGUCGUUUUGUAUUGCCUUGUCAACCUUGUUGUUUAUGUUUCAAAGAAAAUGAGUUAUGGGUUGGCUGUUCCGAUGGCGUGAUCCGUCUAUUGGGUUUGAAGAGUGGUCGAAUAUUGAAAGAAUAUGUGGGUCAUACGUCGUUUGUCAAUCAUAUUUUAUAUUGGGAUAACAAUGAUAACAAAGAGGAGUUGAUGAUGAGUGCAAGUAGUGAUGGAACUAUUCGAAUGUGGAAAAGAGAGGAUGGAGAUAACAAAGUUAUUAUGAAUGGAAGCCGUGGUGGUUGGAAUCCUUCUUGGAGUAUUCAAAUGGUGGUACCUUGUCAACAAGACUCUUAUGGUUUGAUUGUUCCUUGUGCAAGUAACAGAAUAGCUAUUUGGAAUAGAAAGGAGGAGAAAGUUUGUACCAUUUCACCAGUAAGUAGUAUAUUACUUCCAUGAAAUAUGGGAAUGGAAAACGAAUGGAUUCAUAUAUAGGAAUGGGAUAGUUGUGUUGU